AUGGCGGUGGCGACGGUGACGACGACCAAGAAAAAAGGUCCCGAGCUUGCACCGGAGAGCGAACGGUUCCUGCGAUGCUGUGCGGACGUAUCCAACGCCUUGAUCGAGGACCAUGAAGCCUCCAAGGACGGCCGCAAGUCGCGAGACAUCAAUCUAAAUUCUCUGCGCUCGAAGCUGGCCAAGAAGCACAAACUGACCAACAUCCCCCCGCUGACGGCCAUCAUCGCCGCCAUUCCGGAGCACUACAAGAAAUACAUCCUGCACAAGCUCAUUGCGAAGCCCAUACGGACGUCUUCUGGCAUCGCCGUCGUCGCAGUCAUGUGCAAACCCCACAGGUGUCCCCAUAUCGCCUACACGGGCAACAUUUGCGUCUACUGCCCCGGUGGGCCCGACUCCGACUUCGAGUACAGCACACAGUCGUACACGGGAUACGAGCCGACGUCGAUGCGAGCCAUUCGGGCGCGGUACGAUCCGUUUGAGCAGGCGCGAGGAAGGGUGGACCAGCUCAAGUCGCUCGGCCACUCGGUGGACAAGGUCGAGUACAUCAUCAUGGGAGGAACAUUCAUGUCCCUGCCGGAGUCGUACCGGGAAGACUUCAUCGCUCAGCUCCACAACGCCCUGAGCGGAUACCAGACGUCCAAGGUCGAUGAGGCCGUCGAGGCGGGCGAGAUGAGCAACGUCAAGUGCGUGGGAAUCACAAUCGAGACUCGCCCGGAUUAUUGCCUGCAGCCCCAUCUGACCGACAUGCUGCGAUACGGCUGCACGCGGCUCGAGAUUGGCGUCCAGUCGCUCUACGAAGAUGUCGCGAGGGAUACGAACCGUGGCCACACCGUGGCAUCGGUCGCCGAGACGUUUUGCCUCGCCAAGGACGCCGGCUUCAAGGUCGUCAGCCACAUGAUGCCGGACCUCCCCAACGUGGGCAUGGAGCGCGACGUGGAUCAAUUCCGGGAGUACUUUGAGAAUCCUGCCUUCCGGACGGACGGCUUGAAGAUCUACCCGACCCUCGUCAUCCGAGGCACCGGCUUGUACGAGCUGUGGCGGACGGGCCGCUAUCAAAACUACACGCCCAACGGGCUGAUCGACCUCGUCGCCAAGAUAUUGGCCCUCAUCCCGCCCUGGACCCGAAUUUACCGCGUGCAGCGAGACAUUCCCAUGCCGCUGGUGACGUCCGGUGUCGAGAACGGCAACCUGCGGGAGCUGGCGCUCGCACGGAUGAAGGAUUUUGGAACGACGUGCCGGGACGUGCGAACGAGGGAGGUCGGCGUCAACGAAGUCAAGAACAAGAUUCGACCGAACCAGAUCGAGCUCGUGCGGAGAGACUACGCCGCCAACGGCGGCUGGGAGACGUUUCUGGCCUACGAGGAUCCGAAGCAGGACAUUCUCGUCGCCCUGCUGCGCCUGCGCAAGUGCACGGAAAAGUACACGUACCGCGAGGAGCUCGUCGGCCAGGCCACGAGCAUGAUCCGGGAACUCCACGUCUACGGCACGGCGGUGCCGAUCCACGCGCGCGACCCUCGCAAGUUCCAGCAUCAGGGUUUCGGCACACUCCUGAUGGAGGAGGCGGAGAGGAUAGCCAGGGAGGAGCACGGCAGCGAGAAGAUUAGCGUCAUUUCCGGCGUCGGCGUCCGGAGCUACUACAAGAAGCUUGGGUACUGGCUCGACGGCCCGUACAUGAGCAAGUGGCUCGACGGCCGAGAGGCAUGA
Drechmeria coniospora is the source of this 1704-nucleotide messenger RNA. RefSeq names its product histone acetyltransferase. The record is from RefSeq and is a predicted model, not a curated record. Bases 1 to 1704 code for a protein of 567 amino acids. Gene Ontology annotation, cellular component: nucleus; cytoplasm; elongator holoenzyme complex. The transcript has 2 exons. Gene Ontology annotation, molecular function: iron-sulfur cluster binding; acyltransferase activity, transferring groups other than amino-acyl groups. Lineage: Eukaryota; Fungi; Ascomycota; Sordariomycetes; Hypocreales; Ophiocordycipitaceae. Gene Ontology annotation, biological process: tRNA wobble base 5-methoxycarbonylmethyl-2-thiouridinylation.